AUGAAGAGGUCUUGUUGUGAGGCUUCCAGAGUCAAGCCACUGUUAUCAUCACCUCUACCCUAGAGCGCUCGCCACUACUUGCUAAUUCCACAAUGUUGAGCGCACUCAUGAUUCGAAAUUGCUCCGCAAUCGUCCUCACCAUCGUAGGGGCGAUCAUGUUGGCACUAUCAGUCCACGUCUGGCGAUCGGUCGAGCCCAUUCACUAUCAAGCACAAGCCUUCUCUUUCAAUAUCUUUGUUGGUGCCUGGACAUUGUCAACAGAGAUGGUCCUCCUAGCUUUCAGAUACUUCGGGGUAAACCUAAACAUCACGACGGAGAUGGUCGUCUUGCUCGUUUCCUCGAUUCUGUGGCUAGUCUCUGGCGAUCUCACUUCGCAAAGUCGCUCAGGCUGUUCGGGAAGCCCCCAACAGGGCCUCGCCGGUGUCUGCUCAGAACUUCAAGCUUCAUUCGGUUUCAUCUGGAUAGCGUUUACAUGGUUUGUCAUUCUACUUGGGUAUCUGGGAUUCGAGAUGUAUCGUGCAAGAUCACGAGAUGAAACCCAAGUGUGGCGUAAAACACUGAUGGAGCUUGCUGAAAGGAGGUCUUAUGAUCUAGAGUCUAGAAGCGAGGACCAGGCCACGUACGUCAGAAAAGAGAGAGAGGAGUCUCCUAAGAUGCUAUAUCCUUUUCACCUCGGUGCAAUGAAAGGGAGGGUCUGGAGUUUGUCGCGAAAGGACAGACAAAGUCUCAGACGCGUUGCCCCUUUUCGAAUGAGGCAGCUUCUUUUCUUCGAGCUGGGCAGCGACGAGCUCAGAGUCUUGUGGAUAGGUCACGCAACGGUGUAUCUCCAAUGCAGGGGCAUAUCGAUACUUUUCGACCCCGUCUGGUCAAAGAGAUGCUCUCCUUGUCCGCUGGUCGGUCCAAAAAGGGGACUCGACCCUCCAUGUAGAAUCAGUGAUCUACCCUUCGUGCAUAUUGUGGUCAUAUCUCACGAUCAUUACAAAAAGUCGAUCCAGAAUAUCGAGCGCCACUUUGUAGGAGUACGAUAUUUCGUCCCUUUGGGCCUGAGAAGGAUAUUGGAACACUUUGGAGUAGUUGAGGACAGGGUUGUCGAGAUGGCCUGGUGGGAGGAGAGUAUCUGGCACCGAACAGGAAUGAGGACUACCAUCUCCGAGCCCUCAGAGAUCAUUCUCUCAGCUUGUACAGGCAUGGCUGCGGGGACCCCUGUGAUCCAAAGGGACGGUGCCUCAGACUCGGUGUCCAUUGCGUCGUCACCGACAUUAGUCAAUGAGCCGUCGAAGACGAUGGAAGACCGCGAGGAGGCUGUGAACGAGAAGCAAGAGCAGCUCAGCUAUAUUCGCCUCGUUUGCACACCGGCUCAGCACUGCUCAGGUCGGAAUCCAUUCAAGCGGAAUCGAACUCUUUGGUCAAGUUGGUUCCUUGAGCUCCCACGACCUGGAGAGGAACCAUGGAGGAUAUACUUUGGAGGGUGA
Molecule: messenger RNA, 1472 nt
Organism: Kockovaella imperatae
Lineage: Eukaryota; Fungi; Basidiomycota; Tremellomycetes; Tremellales; Cuniculitremaceae
Exons: 8
Coding region: 93-1472 (459 amino acids)
Biological process (GO): N-acylethanolamine metabolic process; N-acylphosphatidylethanolamine metabolic process
Cellular component (GO): membrane-bounded organelle; cytoplasm
Molecular function (GO): N-acylphosphatidylethanolamine-specific phospholipase D activity
Source: RefSeq, a predicted model, not a curated record